Molecule: messenger RNA, 5519 nt
Organism: Periophthalmus magnuspinnatus
Lineage: Eukaryota; Metazoa; Chordata; Actinopteri; Gobiiformes; Gobiidae
Product: F-box/LRR-repeat protein 3-like
Exons: 6
Coding region: 310-1620 (436 amino acids)
Biological process (GO): SCF-dependent proteasomal ubiquitin-dependent protein catabolic process; positive regulation of protein ubiquitination
Cellular component (GO): SCF ubiquitin ligase complex
Molecular function (GO): protein binding
Source: RefSeq, a predicted model, not a curated record
GGCGCGGGUUUGUUACUGCAGCGCACAGCGCGCUCUCCACAACAACAUGCGCCAUCUUUAUCUGACAGUAAACUACUGAGGCAGUUGUGAAGGGAAAGUAGGUCAGGCGCUACAGGACGAAAACGAGCCAUUUAACCCACAUUUACAGGCGUUUUUGUUGAAUUGACCCCCUCCGGAGCACACGGGACACGUGAAUGGCCCAAUGAGUGUGGUCCGUGCGCCAGAUUUUACGCACGUUUCGUAUGGACCUGGUUGAAGCCGAGUGAUCGUGUUAUCAUCACAAAUCGCUGACGAAGAUAUUAAAACAGAAUGAAGCGUGGUCUGGAGCCGAGCGAACAGCAGGACGGAGGAGGAAACAGCGGCGCAGUGAAGAAGAAAAGCCUGAAAAAGUCUCAAAAACUGAGGAAGGACAAACAUUUGGAGGAGGAGGGAGGUGUGCACUGGGAGCGUCUGCCGCAGGAGAUCUUACUGCACAUCUUUCAGUAUUUACCUCUGCUGGACCGGGCCUAUGCCUCUCAGGUGUGUCGCGGGUGGAACCAGGCCUUCCACAUGCCGGAGCUGUGGCGCUGCUUCGAGUUUGAAUUGAACCAACCGGCGAGCUCGUACCUGAAGGCCACACACCCCGACCUCAUCAAACAGAUCAUCAAACGCCACUCCAACCACCUGCAGUACGUCAGCUUCAAGGUGGACAGCAGUCGUGAGUCGGCGGAGGCGGCCUGUGAUAUUCUGUCUCAACUCGUGAACUGUUCUUUGAAAACUCUGGGGCUCAUCUCCACGGCUCGACCGAGCUUCAUGGAGCUGCCCAAGUCCCACUUCAUCUCGGCUCUGACUGUGGUUUUCGUCAACUCCAAGUCUCUUUCGUCUCUGAAGAUCGAUGACACGCCGGUGGACGAUCCCUCGCUCAAAGUCCUGGUGGCGAACAACAGCGACACGCUCAAACUGCUGAAGAUGAGCAGCUGUCCUCACGUGUCCCCCGCAGGCAUCUUGUGUGUGGCCGACCAGUGCCACGGACUCAGAGAGUUGGCUCUAAACUACCACCUGCUGAGUGACGAGCUGCUCAUCGCUCUCUCCUCUGAGAAACACGUCCAUCUGGAGCAUCUCCGCAUCGACGUCGUGAGCGAAAACCCCGGACAACAGUUUCACACCAUCAAGAAGAGCAGCUGGGACGCCAUGGUGCGCCACUCCCCCAAAUUCAACCUGGUCAUGUACUUUUUCCUGUACGAAGACGAGUUUGGGCCGUUCUUUCGCGACGAGAUCCCGGUGACGCACCUGUACUUCGGCCGCUCUGUCAGUAAAGACGUUCUGGGCAGGGUGGGGCUCACGUGUCCCCGUUUGGUGGAGCUGGUGGUGUGUGCGAACGGCCUGAGACCCCUGGACGAGGAGCUGAUCCGCAUCGCUCAGCGCUGCACCCAGCUGUCUGCGAUCGGACUGGGGGAGUGUGAAGUGUCCUGCAGUGCGUUUGUUGAGUUUGUGAAGAUGUGCGGAGACAGACUGACGCAGCUGUCCAUCAUGGAGGAGGUGCUGGUGCCUGAUCAUCGCUACGGCCUCGAUGAUAUUCACUGGGAGGUUUCCAAGCAUUUGGGACGGGUUUGGUUCCCUGACAUGAUGCCCACGUGGUGAAGCUACAGCUCAGGGCCACGUUCUUCAUGCCCUGGCUCUAAAAUAUAAGCUAAAAUUGAUUUGUAUUUAUCUUUUAUCUGACCUUUCUCAUAUUUAAGUCAAGCCAUUAGAGCAGGGCAUUUUUCCUCACGAUUCAAAGAAAAGAAACAACAAAAUAACUGACAGCGUGCGUAACUUUAGGCUGCGUUAGGGGCUUUUAUAAUAACAUUUGUACGUCUUUCUGGCUGCAGACUUCACCUCGUCUCUUUCAUUAUUUAACAGUUUCAGCGUCUCCAGAUUCUCCAUCGUCUGCGUUUAAGUCACUACAGCCUUUAAUAACUGUCGUAAUUAGUCAGUUUGUCUCUCGCACGAUUAGUCCUGAUUUCAUAUUCUCAUGUCUCAGUGUAAAACUAUCGAUCUGACAAAAAAAAACAAAAAAAAAACACAGAACACAACAUGUCACAAACUUUUCUUUAAGACUAGUUUGGAUAAAAUGACAUUUGACAAACUUAAUUUUUCCUUCACACGGCAGGUGAAGCUUUUCUCUUGUGCAUAUUCCUGGUUUAUCGCGGGGGUUUUGUUCUAAAAUUAAUCAGGACGCAGAACACAAUGGUCUACAGUCCAACAGCCAAUCAGGAUGCACGACACAAUGGUCUACAGUCCAACAGCCAAUCAGGACGCACGACACAAUGGUCUACAGUCCAACAGCCAAUCAGGACGCACAACACAAUGGUCUACAGUCCAACAGCCAAUCAGGACGCAGAACACAAUGGUCUACAAUCCAACAGCCAAUCAGGACGCACGACACAAUAUGAGGGACCACUGUAUUAUUACUCUACACUAUUUUUUUCAUUCAAAGCUGGAGUUUCUCAGUUUUUAUGUGCCGAUUGUACAGUUUGUUGUCUCAGAGCCAGGGCAUGGACACGUUUAAACCUGUGUGUGUAAAAGUACAAACUCAUCAUCUCUGGUUUGUAUAAAGUUCUGUCUGAGCGUAGUUUUAGUGUUGAUUUCUGCUUUAACACAGUGCUUUGUGUAAAUAUUUAUAUGAAUCUAACUGUAUUUGUCACUUCUCAGAGCUUGGCACUUUUUGAAGCUCUUCUCUUAGAAAAGUCUUUGUUUUCGUGUUUUAACAGGUUGUAAACUCUGUCGUAGUUUUCUUCAUAUCAUCUGCAGGGAUUUAUCAACCUAAUGAACCUAACCCCAAACCCACAGCCCUCCGUCACAGAUUCAAAGAUUCUUUCUGUUUGCACAAAGUCCACGUCCUCAGUGUCUCUCUGGGGCCUGAUCACCGUCAUAAGCUAAGUGUGUGUUAGGUUUGAAUUUGUAUAAAUCAAAUGUAUAAGUUUUGUCCAGUCUAUUUAUUUGAUUCAACACCUGAGGCUCUGGAGCUCAAUCAUGACCAUUUUACAAUAAGUUUAUAGUAAAUCUGCAUUUUACAUGUUUGAAGUUCAUUUAAAAACAAAACAAAAAAAUUAUUAAAACUUCCAAACUAUUUUUCCAAAUCUUAAAAAAAAAAAAGUCCGUGGGUGAUGACGUCAUGUUUUUGUAGAUGUGAAUCCACAAAAGCAGCAGCGUUAAAAUCACAGGUAAAGGUGGUGGGGGAUUAUUCUGCUUUUGCUGCUCACAUUUCAGAUAUUUGUUUUUACUCUGACACUUUUGUUUAAACAUAUACGAGUUUUAAACACGAGUUCAUCUUUGUUCUUGUAUUUGUGAUUUUGCUUUAAGUGACUUUGACCAUAAUCACUGUAGUGACAUAAUGCAUAUUUACUAUACGAUUUAACACAUAUGUGUGUUUUAUGUACGAUUUAACACACAUAUGUGUGUUUUAUGUAUGAUUUAACACAUAUAUGUGUGUUUUAUGUACGAUUUAACACAUAUAUGUGUGUUUUAUAUACGAUUUAACACAUAUAUGUGUGUUUUAUGUAUGAUAUAACACAUAUAUGUGUGUUUUAUAUAUGAUUCAACACAUAUAUGUGUGUUUUAUGUACGAUUUAACACAUAUAUGUGUGUUUUAUGUACGAUUUAACACAUAUAUGUGUGUUUUAUGUACGAUUUCACACAUAUAUGUGUGUUUUAUGUAUGAUUUCACACAUAUAUUGUGUGUUUUAUAUAUUCUAGCUGCUGUGCUUGGCGUGGCUCAUGUUCUGGUUGUAAACACAGGGGGACCUUGUUUUGGCGAGUUUGUUUGUACUGAUGCACUUUGUUCCAUGUUGAAGGAUUGUUUGAGUAAAGUGUUUAUUUGGGUUUGUCCUUUAUAUUUAAAGUUUAUUCAUAUUAAUAUAACUCCCCAUGAGCUCAAGUCCCAGAAACAGCUCAUAAAAUCAAAGUUUUCUAAAGUGUAUAGAGCAACUUUUUAUAUAGAAAGACCCAAAGACCAAACGUGUCCAGAGUUUGUUUAAUUUACCUUUAAAUAGUAAUAGAUAAAAACGCUCAAAUAUAAAAGUAAAUGGCUGAGUUUGUAAAAGUGACUUUUUUUUUUUUUUACUGUUUUAACUUCUGUUCAUCAUAAAUUCACCAAAGCUUGUAUAUUUAAAAAUGAAGUUGAUUUUUCAAAUAUCUGAUUCACAAAUGUGUCAAAUAUAAUUAAAGUUUAUAAAGUCACAGGAGACGCAGCUGAAUGUGGAGCAGAACGAAUGUUAAAGAAACUUCUGUUAAUUUUCUUUUUUGGACCUAAGUCAUGUUUUAAGGUGGACAUUUGUGGACAUUGGACGUUUGUGGACGUUGGACUUUUGUGGACAUUGAGAGUUUUGUGGACGUUGUUCUAAGUUUGUUCUGUUUGUGAAGGACAGAUCUGCUCUGUGCACUGUAGCAUGUUAGCUAGCUCUGUGCAUUGUAGCAUGUUAGCUAACUCUGUGUCAAAGUGAACACUUUAUUAAAAUAAGAAAACAUCAAAUAAACAACAUAUUAUACAAAUUAUAAUUAAUUAUAAUAAAGACUGCCCGAUUAUUUUGUACGUAGAAUACUUCAGUUUGUGUUGUUUUAAUAUUUAUUAUGCCUCGAAGUUAGCAUUAGCAUUAGCAUUGACACAAACAUUUCCAAACACAAACGUGAAAACUGAAGCGUCUCUGGUGAAGUUUUUAUUUUGUGUUUAAACAUGUGUCAGUGAUGUCCACCUGCAGCUCCAUGUCCACUGUCUGAUUUUUAAACAUUUAUUCAUUUUAUUGUGACUUUAAAAUCCUCCUGGAGACAAACAGGAGGUAAUGACGCUCACAGUGAGGCAGGGGGCGCUGCUGUGCACAGAGCCUGAUGUAAAGUUGUAAAGUAAAAAAGUUUUGAAAUUAAAAUACUGACAAUCACCCGUUUAAUGCAAAUAUUUAAACAAAACACCUUUAUUAACGCCCAUAAUGUCGUAUAUUAAUCCUGAGCGUCUGGACAUUACACGUGUGUGUUUAUGAGCUGUUCAUUUAAUCACAUUUCUACUCUCUGAGGCGGUAAUAAUGAACAUAAUCACAUUUGUAUUAUGUAAUAAUGAACAUAAUCACAUUUGUAUUAUGGUAAUAAUGAACAUAAUCACAUUUGUAUUAUGGUAAUAAUGAACAUAAUCACAUUUGUAUUAUGGUAAUAAUGAACAUAAUCACAUUUGUAUUAUGUAAUAAUGAACAUAAUCACAUUUGUAUUAUGGUAAUAAUGAACAUAAUCACAUUUGUAUUAUGGUAAUAAUGAACAUAAUCACAUUUGUAUUAUGGUAAUAAUGAACAUAAUCACAUUUGUAUUAUGGUAAUAAUGAACAUAAUCACAUUUGUAUUAUGGUAAUAAUGAACAUAAUCACAUUUGUAUUAUGGUAAUAAUGAACAGGCAAAGUGCAGGAAAGUGCUGUCAUUAAAUGUAUAAACUCAGUUAUGUUCAGUCAAAUCAGAUUUUUCCAGUGUCAGAUCAGCCUGAUGUUUAACGGCUCAAAUAAAAUCAUAAAAACACCUGCU